UAUAUACAUACAUACAUAUAUAUUUACAUGCAUAUAAUGCAGUCCGAAUGUCCCUAUGCUCGCCGGUCUAACCGUUCGUCUGUAUGUUCAUACUGGUCGGUGCGGUUACCGCGAUGGAAUUUGAAAAAAACAAGUUUUUCUCCACCAAUUGCAAAUUGUUUGCAUCGUUUGGAUCAUUGACUGGACAUUCGUGCAUAUCAAACGGUCAAACGGUGGUCAGCAAACAAGGAGAGCAGUUAGCAGCGGAUUCCCUGCUGCCACAAUAACAACAACAAUUGUCGAUACAAUUUGUGUGAACUUUUUUUUCGCUUUCAAGCACUGUUUCGUAUUCGUAUUGGAAGCACUCGUGCCAGGGAAACGCCAGUCAAUGAAAAGUACUGCCAUUCGCAAAUUAAACGUCAACGGAUACACAUCCGCUUCGAUACCCAUAUCUCCAUUCACAUCUGCAUCCAAAGAGAGGUCACCACCUUUGGAAGAAUUUUACAAGGAAAUAUCUGAGGAUCAAGUUUUUGCACAAACUGAGGAAAAGCAGCAAUCGCAACGAGCGCCAAACAACAAGGAUUCGAACGCAAAUCGAACAGUAAAAGAUCGCGCGCGAGUUGUGGCAAACUGUCAUCGUGGAUUUGUUGAACAGCGUUUGGCAUUUCAUCAUGGAAAGACUCACACCGCAACAACGUCUACAAAUUGUUCAACUGUAUUAUGAAAAUCAGCGUUCUGUGACAAAUGUUUUUCGUGCGCUUAGACCGCAUUAUGGUCAACAUAAUCGGCCUGCCUUAAACACUAUUCGACAUACCAUCAACAAAUUUGAAUCCGAAUAUUCAUUGGUGGAUAAUUCUCGACCGAAUAGACCACGUCCAGCAAGAAGCAUUAAGAAUAUAGCGGCAGUAGCAGAGAGUGUACGUGAAAACCGCGAUGAAUUGAUUCGGCACCGUUCUCAGCAACUUGGACUGUCGUAUGGAACAACUUGGUCAAUUUUACGGAAGGAUCUUCAUUUAAAAGCAUACAAAAUACAGCUCGUACAAGAACUAAGGCCAAAUGACCUUCCUGCACGUCACCGUUUUGCUGAUUGGGCUCUUGAAAAGAUUGAAGAAGAUCCGCUGUUUUCGAGCAAAAUUUUGUUCAGCGAUGAGGCGCAUUUCUGGCUCAAUGGUUACGUCAAUAAGCAAAAUUGCCGUAUUUGGGAUGAAGAGCAAUCAGAACAGGUUCAAGAGCUACCUUUACACCCAGAGAAAACAACGGUCUGGUGUGGUUUAUGGGCUGGUGGAAUCAUCGGUCCAUAUUUUUUCAAAAAUGAUGAUGGCCGCAACGUAACUGUGAAUGGUGCUCGCUACCGUACCAUGAUAUCGGACUUUUUGCUACCUGAAAUUGAAUCUAAUGAUCUCUACGACAUUUGGUUUCAACAAGACGGAGCCACUUGCCAUACAGCUCGUGAAACAAUGACUUUAUUGAGAAGUCAUUUCGGAGAGCAGCUGAUUUCACGUUUAGGACCUGUGAGUUGGCCACCAAGAUCUUGUGAUAUCACACCUUUGGACUUUUUUCUUUGGGGAUUCGUGAAGUCCAAGGUCUAUGCUGAUAAACCAGCUACGAUUGAAGCUCUGGAAGCCAACAUUACGCGUGUUAUUCACGACAUACCAGUCGAAAUGCUCGAACGAGUGAUUGAAAGUUGGACCUUCAGAAUGGACCACCUUAAGCGUAGUUGCGGCCAACAUUUGAAUGAAGUCAUAUUCAAAAAGUAAAUGUCAAAGAAUGUCCUUUCAAAUGAUAAAUAAAGGUUUUGAACAUAAUUUACAUUUUUUUUUUUUUAACUAUUGAAAAAGCACCUCAUGAUUGAUCACCCGUUAGAUCUAAGUAAUACUUUCGGAGUUAUACCUAAAUAUGUAGAGGUGCCUCGUCACGUUUUAAGGUACGUAUUGAAACUUUAAACGUGUUUUUUUCAAAACGGCAUUUUUCAAGUCGGUGUACACGAUAUCUCGAAAACGGUUUGUUUGAUCGGUCAACCGUUUUAACUCAAUCUUUAAAGAUACAUUUUCUAGUAAUUAAUCGUUCCUUUUGUAAAUCUGAUACUUAUUUUCCAUUUUAUAAUCAAUUUACGGCCAAAUUUUAACGUAAAAAUCGAAAUCAUUUCUUUUAAAAGCUGCCAUUUUGUGAAAAUUCACUAUUUUGAUUAGCCGAACGAUUAAUUACUAGAUAAUCUAAUAUACAGGGUGGCUGAUGAAAGCCGCUACCAAAAAAAAAAAAAUUGAAUAACUUUUUUUCUUUUUAAGUUAUCUGUUCCAUUUUUGUUUUAAUUUGCAGAUUGAUCUUUAAAAUUUAUUAAAAUGGAUAACUGGGACACGCAAACAAGAAUUUGGAUAGUCCGCCGCUAUCACGCACUGGAGUCCGUAGAUUGGUACAGAGAGAGUACAGGCGGAUUGUUACCGAUUAAUAAUACAAUCCCAUAUUAAAAUUGUUUUUUGUACUAAUUAGACGAAAACUGUAUUCAAAUAUUUAUGUACUAAACCUGAAUUAUCGCUUCAUACUAAAAAAUUCUUUUGUAAUAUUUACCAAAAAAUGCAAAUAUGCCUGAACUGUAAACGCCGUUGAAUUGACCGAAGCGUGCUUUAAAACUCCAGUUGCUUACGGAAAUUCAGACGCGUACGAGGCGCGACAAUAUAUAAAAACCUCACUUCUAUUUUCACGCAAUUUAAACAAUUUGUUAAACUUUAUUCAUUUCAUAAACUCUAAAUUCAUAUACUUAUAAAAUAUUUUCAUUAACAACAAAUAAAAUACAGUGAACUUAAAGUGUUGUUUGUUAUAAUUUCGGAAGCCUCGUAUUUUGAGCCAUCGUUGCUUUUGCCUGCAACACGGAUGUUUGGCGGCGAUCCCCCGAACAGAUGGACCAUAAUGAGACUGGUGAAUAAUUUUGCUGAGCAAGGAACAGUCGCAAGAAGGCCUUAUCAUCGAAACCCACCAGUUCGGACGGAGGAAACGAUCGCUGCUGUAGCUGCAGCUAUACAAAGGGUUUCAACAAGAACCUUAUCUGCUCAACGUGGUGUCAGCCGACAGUCUUUGCAAACAAUAAUGCACAAAGAUUUAGACUUAUUUCCCUACAAAAUUCAAAUGGUUAACAAACUGAAUGCAGCAGACUUGCCGAUUCGCUUGGAAUUUUGCCAGAAGAUCCUGCAAAUGGUGGAAGAAGACCAAAACAUGUUAAACUGCCUUUUCAUGUCUGAUGAGGUCCAUUUCGAUUUAAACGGCAAUGUGAACAAACAAAAUUGUCGAAUAUGGAGUACUUCUAACCCACAGAUACUCCACGAGACGGAAUUGCAUCCUCUUCGCGUGACAGUGUGGUGUGCGGUUUCUUCACGCUGUAUUGUCGGGCCUUAUUUUUUUGAAGAAAAUGGUCACACCGUUACGGUUACUGGAGACCGUUAUUUGAAAAUGCUGAAAGAAUUUUUCUAUCCAGAACUACGCCGAAAGAGAAUUCCUUUCAACUCUGUGUGGUUUCAACAAGAUGGGGCAACGUCUCACAUAGCCCAGACUGUUAUGACAGAGUUGCGACGAAAAUUUCCCAAUAAACUGAUUUCAAGAAACUCCGAAUUUCGUUGGCCCCCCAGGUCGCCUGACCUUACUGCACCUGACUUUUGGGGUUUAUGUAAACAAGAAGUUUAUAAAACAAAGCCAACAAAUUUGGAUGAACUAAAACAAUCCAUUCGGGCAACAAUUGCGGCUAUUCCUGUCGCAACUCUCAAAGCAGCAAUGAACAACUUUUUACUAAGAUGCCGCACUUGUGUCGACGAGCAUGGGGGGCAUUUAAAUUCAAUUAUUUUUAAAACUAGUUAAGCUACAUUUAAUAAAAUUUAAUGACCUUCAACUUGAAAAAAAAUAAAUUAAUUCCAUACACUAAAAAAAAGUUAUUUGAGUUUCUUAAUGUAGCAAAAUUCAUCAGCCACCCUGUAUUAACAAAAUUUUUUUGGUUUUUUGAUUUCAGAUAAUCCAAUCCUGAGUUACGAUGUACACCGUAAUUCGUCUUUUUUUAAAGGAGGUUCCAGAAAUCGCCUGCAGCGCGAGUUAUGGAAACCCCCAUAACACAACCACCAACCAAACCCCCAAGGUUACAUAUAUAAGUCAAUGAACUAAAUUAAAAUCAUAAGAAUUAUUGUUAAAGUAUAGAAUAAGCAAUUUGUAAUUUGAGUUCAUAAGAAUUAUUAAAAUAUAGAAUAAGCAAUUUUACAAUAAAUUUAUAAGCUUCAUAUUACCGAUUGCCGAAUUAACAAAAAUUUGUAAAUUGCUAAUUAAGCAAUAUUAACAUUAUUGAGAAAUUGAUUUAGUAUUAAAUGCAGAAUAAGCAAUUUUGUAAUUAAAUUAU
Molecule: messenger RNA, 4348 nt
Organism: Anastrepha ludens (Mexican fruit fly)
Lineage: Eukaryota; Metazoa; Arthropoda; Insecta; Diptera; Tephritidae
Exons: 3
Coding region: 651-1736 (361 amino acids)
Molecular function (GO): nucleic acid binding
Source: RefSeq, a predicted model, not a curated record